AUGGAUGAGCAAGAUUCAUCUGGAACUGAAGCAGGAAAACUCAGUGCCUUCAAAAUUGGGAGCAGAUUCUGGGAAAACUCUGUGCAGAAGAUCCUGAGUGAGGAGGACACUCUCUGCUCAGAUGUGCAGAGCCAGCAGUUCAGGCAGUUGUGCCACCAGGAGACUGAAGGACCCCGAGAGCUUUGCAACCGACUCUACCACCUUGACUGUCAGUGGCUGAAGCCAGAAAGGCACACGAAAGCUGAGAUGCUGGACCUGGUGGUCUUGGAGCAGUUCCUGGCUGUUCUUCCACCACAGAUGGAGAGCUGGGUGAGGGAAUGUGGAGCAGAGACCAGUUCCCAGGCAGUGGCCCUGGCCGAAGGAUUCCUCCUGAGUCAGGCAGAGGAGAGGAAGCAGGCAGAGCAGCAGGAAAAGGAUCUGUUUGCAGAAAUGGGCCCGGAUUCCUCUGGGGCAGAGAAGACUCAGCUGAACACCAGAGAGUUGACACUGGGUGACAGAAGGAUCCCAGCAAGACCUCCUCAUUCAUCUUUUCAUUGUGGUGGAGGGGAAACAGUGGCUGUGGAACCAGACCAGGUAGGAAGAAGGAGCAUUGUGGGGAAAGCAGCUGAGGAGUGGGGCAGCCAGGGUGCCUUUGGGCCUAAAUAAACCUCUGUCCUCCUU
Podarcis raffonei (Aeolian wall lizard) is the source of this 660-nucleotide messenger RNA. Its product is annotated as zinc finger protein 213-like. The transcript has 3 exons. The record is from RefSeq and is a predicted model, not a curated record. Bases 1 to 645 code for a protein of 214 amino acids. NCBI's taxonomy places the organism in Eukaryota, Metazoa, Chordata, Lepidosauria, Squamata, Lacertidae.